This is a messenger RNA of Penicillium paradoxum, 4464 nucleotides long. RefSeq names its product vacuolar protein sorting/targeting protein 10. Gene Ontology annotation, cellular component: membrane; Golgi apparatus. The record is from RefSeq and is a predicted model, not a curated record. Gene Ontology annotation, biological process: Golgi to endosome transport; protein targeting to vacuole; Golgi to vacuole transport. The transcript has 2 exons. Bases 1 to 4464 code for a protein of 1487 amino acids. Gene Ontology annotation, molecular function: protein binding. NCBI's taxonomy places the organism in Eukaryota, Fungi, Ascomycota, Eurotiomycetes, Eurotiales, Aspergillaceae.
AUGAUCCCACGGUGGCUGUUGCUCACAUUGAGCCUGCUGCUGGUAUGGACAUCACAGCCAGCAGCAGCAAAAGGAAACGAACCAAAAGUCGUGACCCAUGAACUCAACACUCCGCCUGACGACCUGUUCUACUUCACCGGCACAAACACCGUCCUCUAUCGCGAUAGAAGCUCCCUCACCGCACACGUUUCCUUCGAUGGUGGUGAGACUUGGGAGACCGUCAAAGACAAUGAUGGAACUAUGGGAGGUACCGUCGAAUUGGUCUGGAAACAUCCGUUCGAUCACAAUCGCGCCUACAUCAUAGGUGGGAAUGGCAAGCAUUGGAUCACGACUGAUCAGGCCAAAUCGUGGAAACCGUUUCAGAUAGAUGUAGUACCAAUUGGAGCCAUGGGCAAUAUCCCGCUAGAAUUCAAUGGUUGGGAUCCCGCGAAGGUUAUCUUCAUGGGUCUGGAUUGUUCUAUUCUGGGAUGUGUGCCUCAGGCUUAUUAUACCGUGAACGACUUCGACGAUGUCCAGCCUCUACGUGAGAUGACACUGCAAUGUAUGUGGGCAGCGAGCCGCCCGCAAUUCGCGCUAGACAUCGACGUGCCGAAGUCAGCCGGAGACCGGAUCCUCUGCGUCGUGCCUGGGUUAAAGGGGCCUUUUGAGCAUACUCGUACAGAGCGAUUGAUAUAUUCCGAUAACUUUUUCAAGGAUGAUGCGGAGGGAAAUGAAGCAAAAUUGGACCACGGCAAACCGCUGAGCGGUAUCAGUCUUCAGAUCCGUUCCGUGUCCAAGUAUAUCGUCGCACGCCUCCAAUCGCGCGGUACACAGGAGCAGGCUUUAUACGUCAGUGAUGACUCAGAUGUGUGGCAUCGUGCGGAGUUUGGAAAGCAUCGCAUCGAGGAAGAUGCGUAUACUCUUUUGGAAAGUACGAAUUACAGCAUCCAGAUCGACGUGCAAUCCACUUGGCACGACAACCGGAUGGGCAGCCUCUUCUCAUCCAAUUCCAAUGGAACUUAUUUCACGCAAAAUAUCGAGCACACAAAUCAGGAUUUGAAUGGCGUGGUUGAUUUCGAGAGACUCUCGAGCAUCCAGGGUAUCGCAAUCGUCAACACGGUCAAGAACUGGAAGGAAGCUGGAGAAUCUGAUUCGGAGCAAAAGAAGCUUGUCAGUAGUAUCAGUUUCGACGAUGGGAGAACCUUCCAAUCUCUCAAGGUUGAUAAAGACGAACUACACCUCCAUUCGAUGACCUCCUAUCUCGCGCUGCACGCGUUGCCCAUGCCAGAACAUCGCAUUUUCUCGAGUCCGGCCCCGGGUUUGGUCAUGGGCGUUGGAAAUACCGGAGGUCACCUCGGAAAGUACUCCGAGGGCGACCUCUAUGUUUCCGAUAACGCAGGUCUCACCUGGCGGCGCGCGCUUAAAGGCCCGCACCGCUACGAGUUUGGUGACCAGGGAGGUGUGAUUAUGGCCAUCAGCGAUGAGAGUAACACGAAAAAGUUCCAAUUCUCUAUCGACCACGGCAAAGAAUGGGAGGAAAUCGAGCUGAAACAAAAAAUCAGACCUCUGUACGUGAUUACCACGCCAGACUCAACCAGCCUCAAGUUCCUGCUCGUUGGCAUUUCCAGCGAUGAUAACAAUAUCAUCAUGUAUUUCAUUGACUUCGAUGGCCUUCACGAGCGCGAGUGUGGCUCCGGUGAUCUCGAAGAGUGGACGGCCCGUCUGAACGAGAAGGGUGAGCCGGACUGUCUGAUGGGCCAGAAACAAUUCUUCCAUCGCCGAAAAGCGAACGCGGAUUGUUUCAUCAAAAAGGAGUUUGCAAUCAGCGGUCCUGAAUUCAGACCAUGCAAAUGUUCUGCUGAGGACUUUGAAUGCGACUACAAUUUUGUUCGCAGCGAGGACCGCAAGGAAUGUGUACCGGCUGUGACAUUGACACCCCCAGCUGGCGAGUGCAAGGAACCCAGCGAUAAGUAUAUGGGUCCCUCGGGAUGGCGACUGAUUCCUGGCAACGCAUGCAUCCGCGAGGGCGGCGAGGAUCUCGAGCGCCAAAUUGAGCGCUCGUGCUCGAAUGUCACUGGGCCUUUGCCUAUCGCCGACGGCAAGCCUCGCGCGGGAAAGCCACAAAUCAUCUCUGCCAAGCAGACAAUUUAUUUCUAUCUCGAACGGCAGGCUAGCAACACCGGUGUCGAUGAGACUAUCGUGAUGCUCACUGACAAGUACGAGCUGCAUGUCUCACGCGACCACGGCAGAAACUGGGAGCAUAUCCUCAAGGAUGAGAAGUUUACUGAAAUGGUUGAACAUCCUUACUUUAGUGACGGGGCUUUCUUCCUCACCGACAGCAAGAAGGUGUACUACACAAUCAACCACGGUGACUCCUUCCACUACUUCGAGGCUCCUAGUAUACCGAACAAGGAGAACCUUCGCACGAUGGCUUUCCAUGAGCAACUUCGGGACUCCCUUAUUUGGAUUGGCAACAAGGAUUGUGAAGGCACAAACUGUCGCUCGGAGGCAUACGUCACUGACAAGAGAGGCGCGAGUUGGGACCCAAUGCUCAUUGGAGUUGGCGACUGUAGCUUUGGAGCCCAUGAGGGCCGCAAUAACAGUGAAACUCUGAUUAUUUGCGAGCAGUACAAGGACGAGGAAAAGACCAAUGAUCGGCAGCUAGUAAUCAGUGAUGAUAAAUUCUCUACCAAGGAGAUCAAGUUUGAGAACAUCGCCCAUUACGCUACCAAGAAUGGUUUCAUCGUUGUGGCCUGGUAUGAAGGCGAUCAGAAGAAUUAUCUCAACGUCAGUGUUAGCGUCGAUGGCCGCACUUACGCUGAUGCACAUUUCCCUUUCAACAUCAACGUCCCCCAAUACACCGUCUUGCCCAGCUCCCCGCACGCACUGUUCCUCCUCGUGGAGGUCAAUGCAGGAGAAGGGAGCAGCUUCGGCUCUCUUGUCAAGAGUAACAGCAACGGCACUUACUUUGUUCAAAGUCUUGAUGCCAUCAACGUCAACGACCGCGGCUAUGCGGACUUUGAUGAGAUGAAGGGCCUCGAGGGUGUGUUGAUAGCCAAUGUCGUUUCUAACACAAAGGAGGUGCAGAAGAAGGGUGCGACCAAGAAGUUGCGCACUAUGAUCACUCACAACGACGGUGGCCAGUGGACACUUCUACCUCCGCCGACUCGGGACGUCAAGGGCAAGAAAUUUGACUGUUCUGUCACGGAAGGCAAGGGAACUGAGAAAUGCGCCCUCCACUUGCAUGGAUACACGGAACGUCGCGAUUACCGCGACACCCUCUACUCAGGCUCCGCUAUCGGCCUAAUGCUCGCGCUUGGCAACGUCGGCGACCAUCUCACCGGCACCGCCGAAGCAGACACGUAUCUGACCAAGGACGGUGGCAUUUCAUGGACACAAGUCAAGAAGGGGCAGUACAUGUGGGAGUUUGGCGCCGCAGGCUCGGUAAUUGUACUCGUCAGCGACCGGAAGGCGACCAAUAUUGUGCACUAUUCUCUUGAUGAGGGUGCGACCUGGAAUGAGUUCCGGUUCGCCGAAAAGGAAUUGGUCAUCGACGAUAUCUCGACUGUGCCCUCCGACACCUCGAAGAGCUUCCUGCUCUGGGGCACGGACUCCGUCAAUCGCGUGACCAUCACGUUGGACUUCAGCGGAAUCUGGAGUCGCGAGUGCAACGACGAUGAGAACGACUACUUUACCUGGACCCCCGCGCAUCCUCUCCAGGAGGAGAACUGUCUCUUCGGUCAUGUCGAACAAUACCACCGCAAGAAACCUACCGCUGAGUGCUGGAAUGCCUGGCGAGAACCGCAUAUUCACAGCAUCGGCCGAAACUGCACUUGUACCCGUGCUGACUACGAAUGUGACUACAACUAUGAAAUCCAAAGCGACGGCAGUUGUGGUCUGGUCCCAGGCCUUCUCCCACAAGACCACAGUCUGCAGUGCACAGAAGAUCCCGACAAAGUCGAGUACUGGAAACCAACUGGCUACCGCCGGAUUCCUCAGACGACCUGCGAGGGUGGACUUUACCUCGAUCAAGAUGAGGCGCACCCAUGCCCGAACAAGGAAAAGGAGUACAAAAAGAAACACGGUAUCAGCGGCGUAGGACUAUUCUUCGCGAUCGUGACCCCGAUCGCCGCCGCGACGGCCAUCGGCUGGUACGUGUACACGCACUGGGAUGGCAAGUUCGGACAGAUCCGACUGGGCGAGGGCGGCUCUGCCACAUCGCAGGGGUGGAUGUCACGGGAGUCAGUGCUAGUCGCGGUGCCGGUGGCAAUCAUCGCGGGCAUUGUUGCCGUUGCGCAGUCUCUGCCAUUACUGAUUAGCAGUCUGGUGCGUAGCAUGUCCGGAUUGUUCGGCAGGGGUAGGUCUCAGAGGCCGUAUAACACGCGCGGUUCAUUUGCAGCACGCCGUGGGGAUUAUGCUUCUGUCGCUGAUGAUGAAGAUGAAUUGCUUGGUCCUGAUGAUUUUGAUGAGGAGGAGGAGGCUUAA